Penicillium robsamsonii is the source of this 495-nucleotide messenger RNA. Its product is annotated as GNAT family N-acetyltransferase. Lineage: Eukaryota; Fungi; Ascomycota; Eurotiomycetes; Eurotiales; Aspergillaceae. Bases 1 to 495 code for a protein of 164 amino acids. Gene Ontology annotation, molecular function: acyltransferase activity, transferring groups other than amino-acyl groups. The record is from RefSeq and is a predicted model, not a curated record. The transcript has a single exon.
AUGAUCAAGCUUCGAAAGAUUGGUCCCGAUGAAUGGGAGAUAUGGAAACAUCAAAGACUGGCUGCGCUUACAAAAGCACCCUAUGCAUUCUCAUCAAAACUCGCAGACUGGGAGAAUGUGUCUGAACAACGGUGGCGCGACCGGCUUAGCAUCCACGGCGGCUACCAAGUGGUUGCUUCUCUCCAAGACACGAUAGUGGGCAUGGCCGGGGGGGUUCUACUUCCCGAGCCUGGGGUAGCAGAGCUUAUAUCCAUGUGGGUAGCCCCCUCUGCACGAGGUCGUGGUGUGGGGGACGCACUAAUAGCUGAUGUUGAGGAAUGGGCCUACGGCACUGGUGCUACCAUUCUUCAACUAUCUGUGGCGGAGAAUAAUUACCCAGCUCUUAAGCUAUACUUCCGGAAUGGGUUUGUCGAUGUUGAGCUUAAGACUAGUGAUAUGGAGAUCAAUGAUAUGUACUCUGAGCGGGUUAUGGUAAAGAGAAAGCCAUCGGUUUAG